Messenger RNA from Orbilia oligospora ATCC 24927, 324 nucleotides. RefSeq lists its product as uncharacterized. The transcript has 4 exons. Gene Ontology annotation, cellular component: eukaryotic 43S preinitiation complex. NCBI's taxonomy places the organism in Eukaryota, Fungi, Ascomycota, Orbiliomycetes, Orbiliales, Orbiliaceae. Gene Ontology annotation, molecular function: RNA binding; translation initiation factor activity; ribosomal small subunit binding. Bases 1 to 324 code for a protein of 107 amino acids. The record is from RefSeq and is a predicted model, not a curated record. Gene Ontology annotation, biological process: translational initiation.
AUGUCCCUCGAUAACCUCAAGUCGUUUGAUCCCUUCGCAGAGACCGAUGGUGGGGACGACAAAAAGGAUUAUAUCCAUAUCCGUAUCCAACAGCGUAAUGGUCGUAAGACUUUAACAACCAUUCAAGGGCUUCCCAAGGAAAUCGAUCCUAAACGUGUUCUCAAGUUUGCCAAGAAAGAAUUUGCCACCAACGGCUCCAUCGUCGAGGAUACAGAGCUUGGUGAAAUUAUCCAGCUCCAGGGUGACCAACGUCAGAAAAUCUCUGACUUGAUGAUGAAUUCUAUGGGCAUCAAGAAGUCCAAUAUCAAGAUCCACGGUUUCUAA